This is a messenger RNA of Leguminivora glycinivorella, 1783 nucleotides long. Its product is annotated as RNA pseudouridylate synthase domain-containing protein 1-like. Bases 103 to 990 code for a protein of 295 amino acids. The record is from RefSeq and is a predicted model, not a curated record. Gene Ontology annotation, biological process: pseudouridine synthesis. Lineage: Eukaryota; Metazoa; Arthropoda; Insecta; Lepidoptera; Tortricidae. The transcript is spliced from 5 exons. Gene Ontology annotation, molecular function: pseudouridine synthase activity; RNA binding.
AAAGACACAAAAUGCAAAGUAUAGAAUAAAAAUAAUUUAUUAAGCUAAAUUUACGGUUUUUACAUGUAUCAAAAAUAAUAAGAAUUACAAAGAAAAUCUAACAUGAAAAUGUCUGUUCCUAAAUUGUAUGAAAGCGAGGAUUUUAUUAUUGUAAAUAAGCCAUACGACAUGUACAUAAACUCAGAAGAUGAAAACGAAAAGAAUUCAGUUACUUACCACAUUGCCAAGCAUGACUCCCACCAUUCCUCAUCUUCGGAUCCUUUACACUUCGUUCACCGGCUCGAUUAUGCUACCAGUGGUGUUCUAUGCAUAGCAAGAAAUAAAAGAGCAUCAGCUAUUGCAGGCAAAUUAUUUGAAAAACGAGAAACUAAGAAAUAUUAUUUAGCGGUUGUUAGAGGGCAUGUUGAGUUUGAAUUGUGUGAUAUUGUGUAUUCAGUUGCUACUGAUGCUUUGACAGCAUCAUCAUCGCAUAAAAUGGUGGCCGUUACAUCGGUUCCUGAAACUUCAUUAACUACAACGGUGCAUCCACGACCGGCGCAUACUCGUGUCCUUCUCUUAGAAACUGGUUACUAUUGCAACGAUCCCGUUAGCGUGAUAUUGUUGAAACCUGUCACUGGUCGUCGGCAUCAGCUCCGUGUACACUGUGCUGCCAUUGGACACACAAUACUUGGCGAUUACACCUACAGUAAUGCAGAAGAUUCGGCACCGCCUCGAAUGUUUUUACAUGCAAUGAGAUUGGUCUUACCGUUACCACAGGAGACACUGGAUAUUAUAACAUCAGAACCAUUUUUCUCGGAUGAAAAGUUCUCCUCAAAGUACCGCUCUUUGCGCAAGUUACACACGUUCUGGAGUAAAAAUGAAUUUAUAAAAGUUUGUGAUGCUACAGAUCAGCCACUUAUGAUAGGUGUAAAAUAUAAGGAAUUCAAACCACAUACAUAUGACGAUUCUAGCCUUUCAAGCUCGGUUACUGAUAAACAAGAUAAAAAUUAGUUUUAACAUCAAAUGGAAUUUGGCAUUAUUCGUGAAAUUAUUUACCUAAUGAUAAAUACCUGCUUUACAAUCAUCGAAGACCGCCUUUACACCUGUAAGUUACUUAAAACUUAUGUAACUUAUGCUUGCAUUUCUAUUAAUUAUGAAAAACUGAUCGUAAAUAAUGCUGACGGAAGUUUUGUGAUUUACAACUUAAUGACAGUUUUACUAGCCCUACAUGUAUCGUACGAUGUUUUACAGCACAUCAUGGCCCUUUGAAGUUUUGACAUAAGUAUUGUAGGUACAAUAAGUACUACUUUGCGUACUACUCGCACACGAGAAAAUACCACCAUAUAUACUGUAAAAUUGAGAUUGAGUAGGAGUCGUAAACGUCAUACUUAAUAAUAAUGCAACUUUUUAUCACAAUAACAACCAAAAGCUGUAAGCUCUUACGCCUCUAACUUGUACGUUUAGACCCGUGCGAGUCCGUAAGCAAACUUGAACUUAACACUUGAAUUUUCAUUUUACGAAAGUAUUUAAAACUUACCCUAAGCUUCUUAGAAAAAAUAUUUAAAUAUGAAAGUCUUUGCAUAAAUCUCUUACGUUACGUUGUAAAACAUGCAGCUGUAAAUGCGGUAACUGCGUAUAGUAUAAUUAUAAUUGUCGAUGAAGUAACUUACUUUCACUUCACUAGUUCUGAAAAGUACAAUGUUGCCAGUGAUAAGUGUUUCUCGCUUUUCUCAUUUUCUGUUUUAUAUUGUGUCGUUACUUUGGUCCCUUUGUAUUCUUGUAACUAUUAUAUUUUUCUGUAUAC